Messenger RNA from Salvelinus sp. IW2-2015, 1052 nucleotides. NCBI's taxonomy places the organism in Eukaryota, Metazoa, Chordata, Actinopteri, Salmoniformes, Salmonidae. The record is from RefSeq and is a predicted model, not a curated record.
CCGAGGUGGUUGACAGCUCAGUGUGGUAGCAAGCUACAUAGCUAAAUACACAUUCUGUCUGAUAACGAUAAAAUAUCCACAUUUUGUGUUCUCGCAAACUCAGCGAGAAUAGCUAGCUAGCUAGUACAGKUGCACUGCAUAAAGCAUAUGCAACAAGGGGGAAAAAACGCUGUCUGAAAACUAGGCCUAGCUAUCGGUCUUGCUAGCUGCCUUUGGUGUACUAACUUGCUAACAUUAGCUCAGUAGCCAGUUCACACGAGGGCAGUAGGGGAACUUGAACUUUAAAAAAAGUUUCUAACUUCCAAAAAGAGUGGUUGCUUCUAACUGCUAACUCAUUCAACAAGUUUGCCAGGUUUUGUAAUCCGGGAAUGGGGGACAUGAAAACCCCAGAUUUCGACGACUUGUUGGCAGCCUUCGACAUUCCAGACAUCGAUGCCAAAGAGGCCAUCCAGUCUGCGCCGGAAGAGGGUGGGGAGGGGUCAGGGAAGGUCGGGGGCAGCGUGUCGGGGGUCGGGGGUCCCUCGCCAAGACCUUCCAGCCCCACUGACUCCCCUCCCAACUCCCAAAGUGAGCCUCCAGUGGUCAGUGUGAUUGUUAAGAACAGGGUGAGGCCUGACUCCUAUGAAGAGACUGAGGGGUCAGAUGAAGAGGAUGGGGACAGCCCUGGGGGCAGUGGGACAGACCCUGAGGUGGAGACUGGGAUGGGAGUCAAGGGGUGCCUGCUGAAUUCACAACUGGCUCCUAGGAUGCCUGGUCUGGUCUCCUCAGAACCUCUCCUCCAGAAUGGGUUUGAGGGGUCCACAGUCACGCUGGAGCCCAGUGUGAGAGGCCAGGGGCUGGGCCAGGCGUUGGGCCAUGCCAACGGGGAGCUCUGGUCAACCUGCUCCCCUCCUACUGCGAGUGAAGGAGGGGGCAGCAUUGGAGGCGCAGGGGGGUCGGCCUGCACAACCAAACAUACAGUUAAUAUUCUCAACAGACGGAAACCUCUCUCCUCUCAUACCUCUGCUGGUCCUAUAACCUCCAUGAAAUGUGUUUUACAGGGUCAGCCAUAG